AUGCAUUUCACCACCGCAGCUGGCUUGAUCGUCGCGGCCAUGACGCCCUUUACCUCCGCGGCCUCCUGCAAAAAUUUCGGCAACAGGGCCAUCCCUAUCUGGCAAGUGCGGGCCACCGGCGUCGUCGACAUCCCCGGAAAGUGUGGCGGCCUGUGGGACAACCUGAACGGCUAUGGCGCCUGUGGCAAGAGCGCCACCAGUUGCGGCGAAGUUAACGGGGAGAUGGUUUGGCAAUUCACUGGCAGCUCCGGCUGCACCGCCGGUGUUGUGAACACGGUCUGGUACAGCGCAACCAAGAACCAAUGGGGCUCCAUCAGCUGCCAGAUUUAA
Messenger RNA from Colletotrichum aenigma, 330 nucleotides. RefSeq lists its product as uncharacterized. The transcript has a single exon. The record is from RefSeq and is a predicted model, not a curated record. Bases 1 to 330 code for a protein of 109 amino acids. Lineage: Eukaryota; Fungi; Ascomycota; Sordariomycetes; Glomerellales; Glomerellaceae.